Messenger RNA from Fibroporia radiculosa, 387 nucleotides. RefSeq lists its product as uncharacterized. The coding region runs from base 1 to 387 and encodes 128 amino acids. Lineage: Eukaryota; Fungi; Basidiomycota; Agaricomycetes; Polyporales; Fibroporiaceae. The record is from RefSeq and is a predicted model, not a curated record. The transcript has 2 exons.
AUGACGCGCAAGCAGAUAACUCAGCUCGCCAUUGAUAUCGACACUACCAACAUCGUCACAGACCCAUCCCAUCUGCUCCACGACUCGGGUGCACCACCUGAAGCAUUUGCGAUAUGCGCAACGGAACUCUCGUUCAAUGGGCGCAAAUAUGAGUGCUUCUUGUGUCAUCACGAAUAUAAAACUCUUUCCGCGCUCAAUCAGCACCUUGCGAGCCCCGUGCACGAUGCAGAUAUAUACUGGUGCCCCAAAGACUGGCAAGGAUGCGGCACUAAGUUCCGUGUGCUUAGUGCCCUUUGCCAGCACGUCGAAUCCGAAAGGUGUGGUAUUCGGCGUUUCAAGGACCCUAUGCAGGAGGUCAUUGGCGAAGACAAGGAGUUGGCAGUCUAG